AUGAAUAACCAGAUGAACAAUCGUCUUGCUGUGAAUGAUGAAGGCGCUCAGCGCAUGAUUGACAAUAAUUCAGCUAUGCACUAUAGUAACCAAAUGAUCAUUGCCAAAAAUAUGACUCAUCGUUCUGUGAACACUAUUAAGACAUAUUCAGCCAAAGAAGAGUGGAAGCUUAGCUAUUUCCUUGCAGAAUAUGUCAUGAAGCAAGGUCGAAAGCUUAGAAAAAAUCCAGAUGGUGCCUCUAUUGCUCUAGGCAGAGAGUCAGCCCUCGCCUAUGUCAAAUAUAUCGCAGAUAUGGCUUUUCUGGAUACUCUCGAAAAAGAAAAGGUCAAGAGUAGCAAGCAAAACUUUGAAGAUCGAGGAAAAAAUACAUUAAACGAUGACUACACCAAACAAGAUAUGGAAGAAUUUGCUGAUCUGUUCUCGCUUGUACUAGAAGAUCAAGGGAUAUCAGAAUGCAUUGCUUUGGUUGCAACUAUCACUUUUGGAAAAACCAGCCAACGUGGUAGGAUUGAAUAUGGCUCGUCUGUUCGACAUCAUGAUGUUGAAAUCACACAUGCUAAUCGUAAGAGUGCACUGAACAUGAUUGCUCAAGAGAAUAUCUCAAGUGACCAGCAAAAGAUGGUCAGUAGAUGGGGCACAAAUCGUAUGGUAGAUUGCUACAUUUUGAGCUUACCGGUAGAAGCAGUGAAGAGUUUGCCUGUAUUUCCUCCUCAUCAAGGAAACCGUUUUUGUCCUGUGCUGUUGUCGUUCCUCCCAAAGAUUUGCAAGUAUUGGUAUUCCUCGUCCUGUUCGUCAGUAAAAGCAGGUCAAAACACUCAUGCUAGAGAUACACUGAGUGCUGUUGCUAUUGGCUUGUCUGGGAUGGCGAUUAUACUGCUUGGAACAACAUUCCCUCAAUUCAACAGAAAUAUCAGUCCAUCGCAGACUGAUUAA
Molecule: messenger RNA, 933 nt
Organism: Rhizopus microsporus ATCC 52813
Lineage: Eukaryota; Fungi; Mucoromycota; Mucoromycetes; Mucorales; Rhizopodaceae
Exons: 5
Coding region: 1-933 (310 amino acids)
Molecular function (GO): DNA binding
Source: RefSeq, a predicted model, not a curated record